Molecule: messenger RNA, 4283 nt
Organism: Gadus macrocephalus (Pacific cod)
Lineage: Eukaryota; Metazoa; Chordata; Actinopteri; Gadiformes; Gadidae
Gene: kcnc4
Product: potassium voltage-gated channel, Shaw-related subfamily, member 4
Exons: 4
Coding region: 1237-3057 (606 amino acids)
Biological process (GO): protein homooligomerization; potassium ion transmembrane transport
Cellular component (GO): dendrite membrane; voltage-gated potassium channel complex; axon
Molecular function (GO): protein binding; delayed rectifier potassium channel activity
Source: RefSeq, a predicted model, not a curated record
AAAUCCCGUAAUUACAUCAUACAGCACCUGGAGACAAAUUAUAACAAGGUAUAUGUGAAGCUGUCAAACAGAAAGUAACAAUUCCACUAGAUGGCGGUCUUUAGUUGACAACCAGUUUGCCUCACACUCGGAUAGGGAUGUUAGGUAGUGUGCCCAUGAUGUGUAUUGAAAUGUAUUGUAGAAUGCCUUCAAAUCAAUAACUUAGCUUAAAAUGAAUUGUGUAUAAAUUAAUGAAUUAAUAUGCAUCAUAUAAAAGAAUGAUGCAUACAAAUCAUGGUACACCUAGACUAUAUUCCCCAUCACGUUUAGUUCAACUGUAACAGACAAUUAUAAUUACCCACACCGACGAAAAAAUGUUAUAAGAGUGGUAAUGUUUUUAAAAUAUCUCUAGAUAUGCCCAAGCCAAACCCGUAUAACACCUGUUUUAUAUAGCUUCAUACAUUUCCAGGUUCAAUAAUUGGUCAAUAGCCAUAUUUAGAUUGAGCCUUUCAAUAAAACACCAGUAGACGGGUCGGCCACCAGAGGGUUAAACUAGACAGCGGCUGUGUUGCCUGGUGUGUGUCGUUGAGGGAGGAUACUUGUUGAGAAGCAACAGAUUCUCUGAAGGAGAGAACCCUACAUCCCUCGAGUCGACCCUUUGACAAUUCCAGAAUGCAGUCGGUGUCUGAUGAAGCAACGCAAUUUACAUCAUUGGGUCAUUUUAAGUAAAAACGUUUAAAAUGUUUAUUAUAUUUUUUAGCGUGGAUUAAAAGAAACACAUUUUGGAUAAUAUUUUGGCGAGAAAAGGUGCACACUGGUAAUCUAUCUCCCUCUCAUCCCUGAUGGACUACGGGGUAUAGGAUUCAGUUACCAGUAUCCUCCGGUCUUUUUGUUUAUCAUCUAAGCAGGAGCCUAUUAGUCUUUCGUAGUCUUGAUGUGUUUUGAAGUAGACAAUUUCCUUCCAUCAAAGCAACACACUGCACUAGAGGACAUUACUUAUUUUUUUGUGCGCCAUCGCGCUGGAACCGUUUUACGCGGAGUUUUAUUGUAACAGGUGGUUUUUACAGUCGCGCCUUCUUUUCACUCGGGCUAACAAGUCAGUUUAACAAGUAUUUUUUUAAUAAAUGAUCCCCAACAGCAAGUACAAGGAUUUUGGUCGGCAUAAAAGGUGGGUUCACCAUUCAUUUUAUUGCAUUUUCCACGCGGAGAGAUCUGUCAAUAACCAAGGGAAGAAAAUCAAAAAGUCCCUCCAUCUAAAUGAUCAGCUCCGUGUGUGUGUCGUCUUACCGAGGACGCAAGUCAGGUAACAAGCCUCCGUCUAAAUCAUGUCUAAAGGAGGAGAUGUCGAGAGGGGAAGACUCAGACAAAAUAACAAUCAAUGUUGGUGGCACGCGACACGAGACCUACAAGAGCACCCUCAGGACCCUGCCGGGAACUCGCCUGGCAUGGCUGGCGGACCCGGCAGAUAAACCGAUGGCUUCAGACACAGACUCGGCGCCGACGAGCACCAGCGAGUUGUUUUUUGACAGGCACCCUGGUAUCUUCGCCUAUGUGUUGAACUACUAUCGGACUGGGAAGCUCCAUUGCCCCGCUGAUGUAUGCGGACCUCUUUUCGAGGAGGAACUGGCGUUUUGGGGAAUAGACGAGACCGACGUGGAGCCGUGUUGCUGGAUGACUUACCGCCAACACAGAGACGCGGAAGAGGCCCUUGAUACCUUUGAGCCCCCUGAUCCUGAAGAAACCGACGACGACAGAGAACUGCCGAGACGUUUCGGCAUCGAGGACUGCCCCGACAGGUCGAGGGGCUGCUGCCAAGUUUGGCAACCCAAGAUAUGGGCCCUAUUUGAGGAUCCGUACUCAUCCAGGGCUGCAAGGGGAGUCGCGUUUGCCUCCCUGUUUUUCAUCCUGGUGUCAAUCACCACCUUCUGCCUGGAGACCCACCAAGCCUUCAAUGACAUACACACCCGGACAGAGCUGGUGGUCGUGGGGAACGUCACCAGGGAGGAGGAGAAGUGGGAGAUGGUGACCAAGCCCAUACUGACCGUGGUGGAGGGCAUCUGCGUGGUGUGGUUCACCUUCGAGUUCCUGGUGCGAAUCAUCUGCUGCCCGGACAAGGUGUUGUUCAUCAAGAACCUGCUGAACAUCAUCGACUUUGUGGCCAUCCUGCCCUUCUACCUGGAGAUGAGCCUGAAGGGCCUGUCCUCCAAACCGGCCACCAAAGUGUUGGGCUUCCUGCGCGUGGUGCGCUUCGUCCGCAUCCUGCGCAUCUUCAAGCUGACGCGUCACUUUGUGGGGCUGCGCGUGCUCGGCCACACGCUGAGGGCCAGCGUCAACGAGUUCCUGCUGCUCAUCAUCUUCCUGGCGCUGGGCGUGCUCAUCUUCGCCACCAUGAUCUACUACGCCGAGCGCAUCGGCGCCAGCCCCGACGACCCCACGGGCCACAACCACACGCACUUCAAGAACAUCCCCAUCAGCUUCUGGUGGGCGGUGGUCACCAUGACUACGCUGGGCUACGGCGACAUGUACCCCAAGACCUGGCUGGGUAUGAUCGUGGGGGCGCUGUGCGCGCUGGCCGGAGUCCUGACCAUCGCCAUGCCCGUGCCGGUCAUCGUCAACAACUUUGGGAUGUAUUACUCGCUGGCCAUGGCCAAGCAGAAGCUGCCCAAGAAGAAGAAGAAGCACAACCCCAACCCGGAGGCCCCCACGGACUCUGCGUCCCUGGGGAAGUCGGAGAGCAUCUCCCACAGAGACGGCACCCAGAGCGACACCUGCCCCCUGGCCAAGGACGAGACGGUCGCCAGGAAUCGCUCAGACUCCAAGCAGAACGGGGACGCCAACGUGGCGCUGUCGGAGGAGGAGGGCUGCAGCCUGACCCAGCCGCUGUCCCCCGGCGAGAGGUGGUCCCUGCGCUGCUCCCGCCCACGUGACAAGCCCGGCAAGAAGGAGGCGUCCUGCUUCCUGCUCACCUCCGGGGACUUCUCCUGCCCAGGAGAGCCCACCAUACGGACUGAGAGCUGUAAAGACAUCCUGGCUGCAACGGGAAUCUAUGCCCAGCCCGAGGUCACGACUCUCACCUGAUCCGGAUCAAGAAAGGACAACCGCGAUCUGUUGAUGAACCAAGGACCCUCCGGGAAAUCAAUGAAUGAACUGUGUGUGUGUGGCGGGAUAUUGUGCUUUCUUCUUUCCCGUGAACUACCAAGACAUAAAAUCACAUGGUAGAGGAGCAUGUGCUUAAUGGACACGCCAUCACUAUUUCACUCAUAUCACUCAUUUCUAUGUUUUAACAUUUAUUAAAUUAAAGCAUGUUUUGCAUGUCUAACAUUGUACAAUACAUUACAAACCAUUUAAGUUCAUAUGUGCAUCGUUUAUGGAUGUGUCGAAACUGGUCCAGAGCAAUGUUAGUCUGUCAUUAGCGGUUAUAGGUUUCUAUCCAGUGUGUUUUUGAUUGGGAUCACGUUGCCUUCAUACAUCCACAAACUAUAAGCAUUUUUUACAAAAUAGCGUGCCGUUUCGAUUACAACAAGUUUGUUUUUGAACUUUUCUUCAAGCUAGCUAGCUCCAUAAAUGUGUCAUACGGUGUCAAAAAUAGAAUAUAUAUAUAUAUAUAUAUAUAUAUAUAUAUAUAUAUAUAUAUAUAUAAAUAGAUACGCUUAUAGAUUUGAGAUCGAACACAACCAUCCAUAGUACUGUGAUCUCAAAGUCAAGCCUGAGAUUGGUGUUCAAAGUCAAGCAGCUCAAAGGUCAUAAUUAACACAACAGGCCAUGCACGUGGGUGUGUGGGUUUGUCUCCUGCCAUUGCCACCCGUCACACCUCGACACAGACCACCGCGACCAAGUUCAGACAUUUGUCAGGAGAACGCCAUCUGCACGGAUGUGCUCAGGCAAUACCUGUGUCAAAGUAGUCUUGUAAAAGAAAAACAGUUUAAAUAAGAAAUAUAUGGGAACAUCUAUGGAAUGCUGUUGUCAGUCUGUUAUAUAAAGUGUGUCUACCAUUGACGCGUCAGUGCUGGUUGAGAGAAGGACCAAAUGUACAAUAGACUCUAUGGAAUAGCAUUGUAUAAUUUCAUGAAACAUCAAUAGUGCAGUAUGGGAGAUUCUGUGACCGGCCCAUCCGGUUCAGACGUGCCUAAUGUGGAGAAAAGCAGCUUAAACGUGUGCAGUAGCCUAAUGUAAUUUGAUUUGUUCCCUGACACUUUCACAUGUGUUAGAUCAGUGUAAACCAUUUCACAUGGAGUCCAAGGAGUACUGGUGACGUAUAUUUAUCAUGGUCUACCAUAGUUGCCUUAUGUUUAAUAAAGAAAAGG